ACAACUCUAAAGUCUCGCGGCACUUAGUUCGUUGACUGAAUGCCACGUCGGUUUGAGUGUGAGUAGCUGCAUCUCAUGGUCUCUACUCCACCGACAGUGCGAAAUAAGCGAUAUCGGAGUUUUUCCAUAUUAUAAUAUUACUAGACGCGUGCAAGACUAGUAGACUGCCGGUUGUGAAACAGUGCACGGUACAGGCGCGUGCUUGGGGCGUUUUCAUCAGCAGCAGGAGAAAUGUGGACCUUCAGUAAAUCUCUAUUGCUGCUCACUGUUGGGAUCAUAAUGUCCCAGCAGACACGCGCUCAUUCCCACCAUCAUCACGGACACUCCCAUGGUGACGGUGGUUGCCACGGUCACUCGCAUGGUGGGGUGAAGAUGCAUCAUGGGGCAAGCAAAUGGAGUGCUGAAGCUAAUCUGCCCCAUGACAAAGAGGAGCAUCAUGGACACACACACGAUCAUGGACACGACCACGGACACGCACACGACCACGGACACGCACACGACCACGGACACGCACACGACCACGGACAUGCACACGACCACGGACACGCACACGACCAUGGGCACACACAUGAUCAUGGACACAUACAUGAUCAUGGAUCUGAGCGUUUGAAAAGAGAUGUGGAAGCAGGGAGACGGAACAUGGUUGAGCUUUGGAUGCAGGCAAUUGGAGCCACCCUGCUCAUCAGUGCUGCACCCUUCCUCAUCCUCUUCCUCAUUCCAGUGCAGUCAAACACGGACCAGCACCAGAAACUACUCAAAGUGCUCUUGAGUUUUGCAUCUGGUGGUUUGCUUGGAGAUGCAUUCCUUCAUCUCAUUCCUCAUGCGCUGGAACCUCAUUCUCAUCACGGUCAAUCACACAGCAGCGAUGAGUCACAUGUUCACUCAAGCGGUAAUGAGGAGUCACAUGGUCACUCCCAUGGAGGUUCCCAUGGUCACAUGAUGUCAGUUGGUCUGUGGGUUCUGGCUGGCAUUGUUGCAUUUCUAGUGGUUGAGAAAUUUGUUCGUCUUUUGAAGGGAGGACACUCGCACUCUCACUCUCAUGCUGCUCCAAAGGCAAAGGAUAGUGAUGAAGAGGAUGACAAGAAAAGAGAGAAGGGAAAAAAAGAUCAAGUUCACUCCAAUAAGAAACCCGUAGAGAAAACUGUAGAGACGAGUUCUGAUAUUAAAGUGUCUGGUUAUCUGAACCUGGCUGCUGAUUUCACCCACAAUUUCACGGAUGGUCUUGCAAUUGGAGCGUCAUUCCUGGUUGGUCCAGCAGUUGGUGCUGUUACCACCAUCACCAUCCUCUUACAUGAAGUACCACAUGAGAUUGGAGACUUUGCAAUUCUUGUCCAAUCAGGCUGCACAAAGAGGAAGGCCAUGUGUCUUCAGCUUCUCACCGCCAUUGGUGCGCUAGCUGGAACUGCCUGCUCCUUAUUGGCUGAAGGUGUGGGUGCUGCGGCCACAGCCUGGAUCCUUCCCUUCACCGCCGGAGGCUUUGUUUAUAUCGCAACCGUCACGGUUCUCCCAGAGCUGCUGGUUGGACGGUCUAGUUUCUGGCAAUCAAUGCUGGAGAUCCUAGCUCUGCUGUUUGGAGUAGGAAUGAUGGUGCUGAUCGCUGAGUACGAGUGAGAGAGUAAGCGAUGUUUGAAAAGAACUUGGGGAAAUUGGGGAGUAGAAACCAAUGCAUGGUCAUCUGAACCUUUUGCGGCUAAAGACCUGAAAUGAGUGUUCUGAGAUUAAUGUUGACAUAGACAAUAGAAAAUAAUACAAAAACAAACAAAACAAAAAAACAGAAUGAUUGAGGGAGAGAGUAAAAGAAUAUAAAGCGAGAACUGCACUCAUUUACCCAGAGACCAACAUGAAUGGAUCACUUAAUCAUUUUAGGCACAUGAACCAACCUAUGGACCAAAAUGUUCGUUCGGUUCUUUAUACUGAUAUGGACGGGAUUGAAAUGUGGGGACUCUUUGACAUUGACCAAUAUGUUCCCAAGAUGUAUUGUCUCCAGUCACUGAAGCAAAUGCUUCUGCUUAUCAGUAGAUUGCUUUUUAAGAAAUAUCAGUAUGUUAUCAUUAAGUCAGUUGACUGCUGUUCACUGUUCAAUAAAGGUUUAUGUGAUUCUUUUUAAA
Megalobrama amblycephala (Wuchang bream) is the source of this 2108-nucleotide messenger RNA. It is a transcript of the gene slc39a7, whose product is annotated as solute carrier family 39 member 7. Bases 232 to 1611 code for a protein of 459 amino acids. Gene Ontology annotation, molecular function: zinc ion transmembrane transporter activity. The record is from RefSeq and is a predicted model, not a curated record. NCBI's taxonomy places the organism in Eukaryota, Metazoa, Chordata, Actinopteri, Cypriniformes, Xenocyprididae. The transcript is spliced from 8 exons. Gene Ontology annotation, cellular component: membrane. Gene Ontology annotation, biological process: zinc ion transmembrane transport; intracellular zinc ion homeostasis.